CAGUUGGCCAAACGUUGACGUGUUUACUGAGUUCGUGAAAAGUUGUACAAGUUACCAAACGUCUCUGACUCCGAUGUGCCAGUAAAUGACUUGUGCACAUGGGAACUCCUCAAAGAAGGACAAAGGAAUACAAUUUUUCUUUAGCGACAGCUGUCGGCUCUAUACACACGCACGCGUAUAAAUGUUGUGUGUGUGUUAAAGUAAAAAAAACUCAUCACGGGAACAAGAAACCACUCGUCUCCACGCACAAAGAGCACGCUGUCUCUCGGACAAAAUGCACAAGACGAUUUUGUUUAAACGUGUAACUUGUCGUUCGUCGGCAAUGGGACAUGUGACAAUAAUGGUGGCGAUGAUGGGGGGUGGGCUAGCGAGAUCUUUCUCUCUCUCAUUCUAGCCCCAUCCUCUCAAUUCCCUCCCUCUCUACCACCCGUCCGCUGAUUUAUAGAACACGAGGGUGGGUGGGGAAGGCGAUAGGGCUUUGGUUGGCUUAGGCUGGCUGGGAAUGGGUUGGUAGCCUGGUUGGCUGUCUCUUUGGGCUGGCGGGGACGGAGGGCUGAAAAGGAAUCGCCUCUCCGGGAGUCCCGUGGACAGAGCGUGAUGCCGAAAGACGGUGGGGAGCCGAGCGAGACCGAUGCCCUCAUUUUCGAGGAGAAAGGACCCUCUGGUCACAAGGAGCCCUGGCUACUGCUGGGCGCCAUGUGCUUCUCGGCCGGGAUCGGAGGCGGCUUUCAGUAUGGCUUCAACGUGGCGGUCAUCAGCGCCCCCACGGGGUUCAUCCAGAGGUUUGUCAACGUCACCCACGCGCGCCUCUGGGCCUCCCCACUGAGCGGACACGAGCUCACGCUGCUGUGGUCAAUCAUCGUGUCCAUUUUCACGCUCGGCUGCUUCCUGGGCGCCUUGCUCGCCGGUUCGCUCUCCCGUCGCAUGGGCAGGAGAGGCACUCUGCUCUUCAACAACGUGUUUGCGCUGCUGGGCGCCGCACUCAUGUGGGGCUCCCACCCCGCCGCCUCCUAUGAGAUCCUCAUCGUGGGACGCCUGCUCGCCGGGGUCAACGCUGGCAUGGGGCUGAAUCUGCAGCCCAUGUACCUGGGUGAGAGUGCCCCACAGCGGCUGCGGGGGGCCCUGUCCCUGUCCUGCAUCGUGUUCCUCACGCUGGGCAUCGUGGUAGCGCAGGUGGCAAGUCUGCGGGAGGUGCUGGGCAGCGAGAAGGAGUGGCCGCUGCUGCUGGGCCUCACGGCGCUGCCGGCGCUCGUGCAGCUCGCCACGCUGCCCGCCUUCCCCGAGAGCCCGCGGUUUCUGCUCAUCGACCGCGGAGACCGCCACGGCGCGUUGGCCGCCCUGCGCCGUCUCCGUGGCCCUGGCACCGACCUGAGGAGCGAGCUGCAGGACAUGGAGGCCGAGAGGCAGGCUGUGGCCGGGCGGCCGGUGUCUCUGCUCAAGCUGCUGCAAGACCGCUCCGUACGCUGGCAGAUCACCUCCAUCGUGGUGCUGAGCGCCGGCCAGCAGCUCAGCGGCCUCACAGCGCUCUACUCGUACGCCGAGUACGUGUUUGUUGCCGCGGGCAUCGCUGCCGAAAGCGUCCCCUACGUGAACCUCGGCACGGGGCUCUGCGAACUCUUCACCGCCACUUGCUGUGGGAUGUUGGUGGAACGCACGGGCCGGAGGAAGCUGCUGGUUGCUGGCUACCUCGCCAUGGCUGUCUGCUGCUGCAUCAACACACUGUCUCUGGCCCUCCUGGAACGCGUUUCAUGGAUGCCCUACCUGAGCGUGGCCAGCAUCUUUGCCUAUAUCCUCAGCUUCGGCAUCGGCCCCGACGGCUGUGCAGAUGGCAAGUCUCUGGUUCCCACAUUGGUCGCACGUGUGGCUUGAUCCAGCCUGUGGAGAGUUUAAUCGAUUACGAAGUUCACAAGGUUGUAUUUUUGUCUCGGUUGUGCGGCUACGUCUCUCAAGCUGCGCCCUGAAACACGUAGCCCAGGGUUUCCCAAAUUCCAGCUGUCGCAACACGCUACGUCUUUCCACGUUUACCAAUUUUAUCCCCCCCCCCCAUUCUAAUAAACUCGUUGCAUGCUGCCCACGCCUGAUGAUUGUGAAACUCGUCCCAAGUGACCACGCUGAGCAAUUAAUGCUGACAUGACAAUGUCAAUUUUAAUCGGUUUUAUUAAUGCGGACAGUGUUAAUUGCUUUGCGUAUCACGUGAGACGUGUUUAACAAUAAUUUCUAUUUGGAUGGCGUUGGAGUUAAUUUGUAAACGUGUAAAGGCGUAACUUGGUGGGGGGUCGUGUUAAAGUACCCAGUCAACAUGCAACGUUAAGCCAACGUUGCCAUGUGGGUUGAACCGUUGGGCCAACACUGGCACAGCGUUGCAUGUUUAAUCGGUAUUAGCCAUCUCAGAUUUGCUCAUCAGUCAUAAAAAAAUCGAUGAAAAUCAAUGGCAGAUAAACCCAGGAUCUCAACAUCACCACCAGCGCGAUACUUCUACAACUGGUACAUUACCCC
This is a messenger RNA of Petromyzon marinus (sea lamprey), 2496 nucleotides long. RefSeq names its product solute carrier family 2, facilitated glucose transporter member 11-like. Gene Ontology annotation, molecular function: D-glucose transmembrane transporter activity. Gene Ontology annotation, cellular component: plasma membrane. Lineage: Eukaryota; Metazoa; Chordata; Hyperoartia; Petromyzontiformes; Petromyzontidae. The record is from RefSeq and is a predicted model, not a curated record. Gene Ontology annotation, biological process: dehydroascorbic acid transport.